Molecule: messenger RNA, 2684 nt
Organism: Mugil cephalus (flathead mullet)
Lineage: Eukaryota; Metazoa; Chordata; Actinopteri; Mugiliformes; Mugilidae
Gene: slc26a11
Product: solute carrier family 26 member 11
Exons: 15
Coding region: 383-2107 (574 amino acids)
Biological process (GO): transmembrane transport
Cellular component (GO): membrane
Molecular function (GO): secondary active sulfate transmembrane transporter activity
Source: RefSeq, a predicted model, not a curated record
CAGGAAAUCCUUUCUCGCCUUGGAUCAGCGAAAUAUUUUUUUAGGAAGUGGUUUUAGUAUGUGCAACUAAAGGAUUUUGACAGAAAAACACCCGGAAAAAAAUCACAGCCAAACACAGGAUUAAUGCUCGAGAGAAAGACAAUAGAUGAGAUCUUAGCCUGAGUGUGAAAAUAUGCCAUGAACAGGCUUUGAAGAAAUGCGAACAGGAACGCUGACACCAGAGUAUGCACAGAGCUUCUUUGUUGGGUGUUUCAGUAUGCUGGCCAUCGCAACAAACAAACCAAAUCCAGAGGAACAAAAUGGCUCCGCAAAGCAGAUGACAUUAAAAGCAGAGGAAGAAACCUAAUAGAUCUGUGUUGUCUGUCAUCCCUGACCUUGUACGAUGGACUGGCUUCAGAGGUCGGCACAGCGCUGCUGUACCUACAGCACGCUGACGGCCUGGCUGCCCAUUCUCUCCUGGCUGCCCAAGUACAAACUGAAAUGGCUGCAGAUGGACCUCCUUGCAGGUGUCACUGUUGGCCUUACAACUGUACCGCAGGUGUUGGCUUACGCUGAAGUAGCCGGCCUUCCUGUUCAGUAUGGACUCUACUCUGCCUUCAUGGGGGGGUUUAUCUACACCCUGCUGGGGACCUCUAAGGACGUGACUCUGGGUCCCACGGCCAUCAUGUCCCUCUUGUGUUUCACUGUGGUGGGGGGCCAGCCACAUAGAGCCGUGCUGCUCAGCCUCCUCUGUGGACUCAUCCAGACUGUGAUGGCAUUACUGAGAUUAGGAUUCUUGCUGGACUUCAUCUCUUAUCCUGUAAUAAAAGGCUUCACUUGUGCUGCUGCAGUAACGAUUGGCUUUGGUCAGGUCAAGAAUAUUCUGGGAAUCCAAGAUGUUCCCCACGAGUUCUUCCCUGAAGUCUACUACACCUUCUACAAGAUCCCAGAGGCCAGAGUAGGGGACGUGAUCCUGGGCCUGCUUUGUCUGGUUCUGCUGAUCAUGUUGAUGUUCAUGAAGAGGAAUCUGGAAACCUCUAACAAUGACUCCACCUGCCCCAGAGUCUCCAGGAAACUAGUGUGGGGUGUUGCUACCAUGCGUAAUGCCCUGGUGGUUGUGGCAGCAUCCCUCAUAGCCUUUUCGUGGGAGGCUUCUGGUCAUCAUGUGUUUACAAUAACUGGGAAAACUGCCCAGGGACUUCCUCCAUUCAGUCUUCCACCCACCACAGACACCUCAGCCAAUGGUACCGUUGUCUCCUUUGGAGAGAUUGUAAAGGGCUUUGGUGGUGGUCUUGCUGUGAUCCCCUUCAUGGGUCUCUUGGAGAGCAUUGCUAUAGCCAAAGCUUUUGCCAGUCAGAACGGCUACAGGAUCGAUGCCAACCAGGAGCUGCUGGCAAUCGGUGUGACCAACAUCAUGGGCUCCUUUGUCUCAGCGUACCCUGUCACUGGGAGCUUCGGGAGGACAGCGGUGAACUGCCAGACCGGGGUUUGCACCCAAGCUGGUGGGAUUGUAACCAGUGUGAUAGUUUUGCUUUCCCUGGCGUUCCUCAUGCCGGCCUUCUACUACAUCCCCAAAGCUUCUCUAGCUGCUGUUAUCAUCUGUGCAGUAGCUCCCAUGGUGGAUUACAGUGUUGUUGCAAAGAUGUGGAGGAUACGUAAGCUCGACCUGCUUCCCUUUGCUGUGACGUUCCUGAUGAGUUUCUGGCAGGUGCAGUACGGCAUCAUAGGGGGUGUAGCAGUGUCUGGAGCCCUGCUGCUCUACAGCAUGGCCAGACCCCAGAUAAAGGUGUCUGAUCAUGGCAUGCUGGUGAUGGAGUUGGGCAGUGGACUCAGUUUUCCUGCCACAGAGUAUCUCAGCCACAUCAUACACACUCAGGCUCUGCAAGUGUCUCCUCCGAGGUCAGUGGUUCUGGACUGCCAUCAUGUCAGCAUCAUAGAUUACACAGUAAUCAGUGAGCUGAGGGACCUACUGAAGCAGUUCAAACUACGAGACGUACAGCUCGUCUUUUCUGGACUGCAGCCCUCUGUUCUGAAGGUUCUCCUAUUAGCUGAUCUGCAGGGCAUCAGAUUUGCAGACAGUGUGGAGGUGGCGCUGCAGAUUGGGUCAAAGGACCUCCUUGAUGACUAACACCUAACGCAACCGGUCACAGUGUGGAGAGGAGACGUUGACUGGAAAAUACCAUGUUCCAACAGCUCUUAUCAUGGACGCCUCUUAUGAGGGAUGAUUAAUCCAAUCGCCUGAAAACGUUGUCUACCUCCAGUUACUGAUUUACUGGACACCACCAGUGAAGAAGUAAAUAGAGUUUCCUUCAGCAUUGUAUCCACUAAACCUGACCUUGGAAAUCAUUGUAGAACAACAUGGGACCAGAAGUCUAUACUGCAUCGUAUGACAUUUUACAUUUUAUAUUCAUGAGUUGAAUAUUGAAAAUAUGUGUAUUAAUAUGGUUAUGUACAUAUAAAUCUCUGCACUGCCAGAGACCUAAUCAAAUUUUUUAAGAAUGGGAACAUAGUGUGUUUGUGAUUAAGGAACAGAAAAAAUUAUGCCAUAUUUAUUAAUCUUAUAAAAAUUAAAUGAUGUUUUUCUCUUAUUUUAAUAUUGGUAACAAUGUGCAAAUAAUGUGUGAAUAUCUUUUGACAUGCUUAUUUAUGUGUGUAUAUACACUACACCUACCAGACCUACUGGUCCAAAGUUUGGACACACCUUC